Molecule: messenger RNA, 708 nt
Organism: Arachis duranensis
Lineage: Eukaryota; Viridiplantae; Streptophyta; Magnoliopsida; Fabales; Fabaceae
Exons: 3
Coding region: 1-708 (235 amino acids)
Source: RefSeq, a predicted model, not a curated record
AUGAAUGAGCAACCAGCUGUCAAUCAUGCUGAAUUUAUGGUGGCAAUCGCGAAUCUCGCUAAUACCAUGGAGGCUAAUGCUGCUGCGACUCUACAAGUUAUGCAGAGGUUAGGCCAACCGGCUGGAAAUGGCAAUGGAAACGGCGAUAACACCGGUGGAGUUUUGAUGACCUUGGCGACGUUCCUCAAGGCCAUGGAGCGUGCUUUAUGGGCGCAGCAUGUUCCAAACAAUCAGUAUGUAGAGUUUGCUGCUUAUCAGCUUGCGGGAGAGGCCCAGCCCUGGUGGCAAAAAUACUUCCCUGAGUCUGCAAGGGAAGCGAAGGAGAUGGAACUGAUGCAGUUGAAGCAAGGUUCCAUGUUGGUGGCAGAUUACACCAACAAGUUUGAGGAGCUUUGUAGGUUUUCUAGGGAAUGUCAGGGAGCCCCGGAGUCCUACAAGAGCUGGAAGUGUAUCAAAUACCAAAGGUGGUUGAAGAACAACAUUAUGACUGUCGUGGCUCCAUUAGAGAUUCGUACUUUUUCUGACUUGGUGAACAAAGCAAGGGUAGUUGAGGAGUAUGCUAAGACAUGGGCGGCGUCCAAGGAGACUCAUGGAGGGAAUACUAGUAAGGGACGUGGAAAGUAUUUCCAUCCUAGAGGUCAAAGUUUCAAGAGAGGAGGAUAUGCGCCUCAAGGUCAGGGAUGCUUCAGAAAGAACAAUCAGAAUUAG